AUGGCCCGACCCGAUAGGAAGGAUUGGAGUAUACGAUUUGAAGAUGCCUUAUGGGCAUAUAGAACGGCGUACAAGACGCCAAUCGGCAUGUCCCCUUAUCGUUUGGUAUUUGGGAAGCCAUGUCACCUCCCCGUCGAGUUCGAGCAUAGAGCAUUUUGGGCGGUCAAGCAAUGCAACAUGGACAUUGAGGAGGGAGGAAUUCAAAGAAAGUUGCAAUUACAAGAGUUGGAGGAGAUUCGCAAUGAAGCCUACGAGAAUGCGGUAAUCUAUAAGGAGAAAAAUAAGAUUUUCCAUAACCAACAGAUUUCUAGGAGAACAUUCGUUUGCGGGCAAAAAGUUCUACUGUAUCACUCCAAAUUGAAGCUAUUUCCAGUGGAGAUUCAGAGUCUAAGGACGGAGAAGAAAUUUGUGGUAAAUGGUCAUCGUCUUAAGCCAUAUUAUGAUGGGGCUCCAGUUGAACGGGUGGAGACGAUCCAGUUGGAGGACCCGAUUUGCUUGUUUUGA
This is a messenger RNA of Coffea eugenioides, 504 nucleotides long. RefSeq lists its product as uncharacterized. Gene Ontology annotation, molecular function: nucleic acid binding. Bases 1 to 504 code for a protein of 167 amino acids. The record is from RefSeq and is a predicted model, not a curated record. The transcript is spliced from 2 exons. Lineage: Eukaryota; Viridiplantae; Streptophyta; Magnoliopsida; Gentianales; Rubiaceae.